AUGGCAGCAGGUUACACUAUUUUAGGGAAACAAAUUCCAUCUCAUGUUCUUUCAAUUUUAACUUUAGGUUCAGUUGCAACUAUUGCAGCAUGGCCAAGAGCUAAAGCUGAACCAGCACCAACUGCUGUUGUUCCAGCUGCCAAAGAAGAUGAUUUUGAUUUAGAAAAGUUUUUCAAUGACUUAACCAAAGAAGAAUCUAAAUAG
Yamadazyma jaroonii is the source of this 204-nucleotide messenger RNA. The record is from the annotation of a GenBank genome assembly. Lineage: Eukaryota; Fungi; Ascomycota; Pichiomycetes; Serinales; Debaryomycetaceae.